UUUUGUGUAUUUAUAAUUUGACAAUUGUUGUUUGUGCCAUUUGCGCCGCCAUUUCUAAACACACACGACAAAUAUUGAACCGGAGACAAAUAAUAAAACCAAAAAAACGAGUAAACAAUGAGCUUCACACGCCAACUGUCCGAGAUGAGCGCCAGCGAGCUAAAUGAUGCCAUCGAUGACACCAAUUUUCCACAGGCUCACAUCCUGUCGCGUGGCCGCAACAACAGUGUCUGCUCAACAAGUAGCACAUCGGGCACCUCCUCCCUGGCCGAGCGUGCCGUGCCGCCAACCACAGCAAACAGCGAGGAUGCCAACUUAACGGGCAACGUUGUGGAUAAUGAGGAACAACUGCAGCAACAACAGCAGCAGCAACAGCAGCAGCAACUGGUGGCCAGCACAACACAUCCACGUCCACGUUUGAUACUGAAGACCAGCACAAGCAUUCCGGAAAAUAGCGAUGGUACACAACCGUUAACACCAAUGACACCGCGCACAUCGACAACGCCAGGUCAUGAGAACUGCACUUUCCAUCACGAUCUGGAGCUGGAUCACAAGCCACCGACACGGGAGGCACUGCUACCUGAUAUGGCACGCUCCUAUCGCCUGCUACUCGGCGGUCUCGGCGAGAAUCCCGACAGGCAGGGCCUGAUUAAGACACCGGAGCGUGCCGCCAAAGCGAUGCUCUACUUUACCAAGGGCUACGAUCAGAAUCUCGAGGAUGUCUUAAAUGGCGCUGUUUUCGACGAGGAUCACGAUGAAAUGGUCGUUGUCAAGGAUAUUGAAAUGUUCUCCAUGUGCGAACAUCAUUUGGUUCCCUUCUACGGCAAAGUAUCAAUCGGUUAUUUGCCAUGCAAUAAGAUUCUGGGACUCAGCAAGCUGGCUCGCAUUGUGGAGAUCUUCUCGCGUCGUCUGCAGGUCCAGGAGCGUUUGACCAAACAAAUUGCGGUUGCUGUGACACAAGCGGUGCAGCCGGCAGGUGUUGCAGUCGUCGUUGAGGGCGUUCACAUGUGCAUGGUGAUGCGAGGUGUGCAGAAAAUCAAUAGCAAAACGGUUACAUCGACUAUGCUGGGCGUAUUCCGCGAUGAUCCAAAGACGCGCGAGGAGUUCCUAAAUCUAGUCAAUAGCAAAUAAUAACAUUUCUAUGACCAUUAUUUUGACUUGUGUCAUUAAUUUGUUGAAAUUUUUAGUUUUCGUUUAGCUAAAUAUGCAAAAAAUUAUAUGUACACGGAAGCAACGCGAAUUUUUGGUGGUGUUGGUUAGUUUUUUUUACAAUAAGUUUACAUUUUGUUCAUUUAUUAAACGCAAUUUAUGGCACAUAAAUAAUAUUUUUAUAUAUAUAUAUAUAUACAUACAAUAAGGGAACAACUAAUGAGACAUCAUUGCAAACCGUUUAGGGAAUUUACAAUUAGGCUACAAAUUCGUAAAAAUAAUAAUCUACUCAUAUACAAAUUUACAUAGAUACAUAUUUAUCUAAAUGUACGAACAAAUAUGUAUUUAAAUGUAUUUAAAAACAAAGAAAACAAAACAACAAAAAAAUAGUAAACAAAUGCAGCGUUCAAAUUGCUUGUUAUAUCUAUAUACAAACAUACUUACAUAUGUUUAUUAUAUGCU
This is a messenger RNA of Drosophila grimshawi, 1611 nucleotides long. It is a transcript of the gene Pu, whose product is annotated as GTP cyclohydrolase 1. NCBI's taxonomy places the organism in Eukaryota, Metazoa, Arthropoda, Insecta, Diptera, Drosophilidae. The record is from RefSeq and is a predicted model, not a curated record. Gene Ontology annotation, cellular component: cytoplasm. Bases 118 to 1131 code for a protein of 337 amino acids. Gene Ontology annotation, molecular function: GTP cyclohydrolase I activity; zinc ion binding; GTP binding. Gene Ontology annotation, biological process: tetrahydrofolate biosynthetic process; tetrahydrobiopterin biosynthetic process. The transcript is spliced from 5 exons.